AUGAUCAAGUUUAUCGAGGAUGCCCUCACAUCAAGCACCAUAGCCUUUGAUGUGGUUGUGUUCGACAAGGCGGCAACGCCGCGGCUCAACCUGACCAACGCGUUCUGGCACGCCAACGGCACCGGCAAGUACCGCGGCUAUUUCAUGUACCCCAAUCUGGAGGCCAUCGGCGACCUGACCAAGGACGAGGUCACCACGCUCUGGGACUACCAAGUGAAGACAGGCGUCCGCAGCGCCAAGUUUGGCGCCUGGGUUGCGACCCUGGGGUUCAACCCCGCCUACGACGCCAGCGGCAGCCAGGACCUGGGUAUGUCCCUGACCGCGGCCGCGCCGCUCGGCACGUCGGGCAUCCCCUUGGACGCCGCACUCAGCGCAAACGGGCUCUGGAGGACCCCCGGCAAGCUGGCCGAGCCCAUGACGUAUUGUGCCAUCUGGGCCAACGACUUUGCCGGCACCGGCAUCAUCCCCCCCUGCACGCCGACACCAAUCCUCACGCUCGCCGCCGCCCCCGCCUUGGGGCCGGCCUGGGCCAACCCCGGCGUCACCGGCGUGCUCGUCAAGUACGGCGACGGCCGUGAGACCAUGGGCUUCGUCCAUGACUGCGCGGACUGGAGCGCCACCUGCGGGACACUCACCAAGCUCGCCACGGACUGGAUGGCCAGCGGCCCUGCGGGCGUGGACACCGCGCCGCCGCCGCCGCCGCCGCCCCCCCGGACCGUAGUAAUUGACCACCGGGUCCUCAUCCUGACGGUUCCCGGUUUCACGUCCACCGACUUCAUCGUCCAGACCCUGACAGCAUACGGCAUACCCCACGACGUCGUACGCUUCGACCAGGACGCGACGCCGCGGCUGGACCUGCAGGCGCUCUUCUGGAACCCCGACGGCACCGGCAGAUACAGCAGCUUCGUCAUGUACCCCAACCUGGAGGCGACCGGCCAGCUGCGCCAGGCGGAGGUCAACCUCAUCUGGGACUACCAGAAGAAGACCGGCGCGCGCAGUGUGAAGUUUGGGGUGUGGCCGUCCAACGUCGGCUGGGACCCGAACUAUGCGGCCUGCAGCGCUGCGGCGGGGACGAUGGGGUUCACCGCUGCGACGCCGCUUGGGAUCUCGGGGAUCAGGGCGACGGCGCAGCUGAGCACGUCGGGGCUGUACAGGUGCCCCGGCAUCAAGGCAACACCCCAGACCUCCUGCGGCAUAUGGGCAGCCGACUUCUCCACCACCGGCCUGGUGCCCGCGUGCACCCCAACCUCCAUCCUCGAGACCCCCGACGGCGUUGUCGGCACGCUUGUCAAAUACGGGGACGGCCGCGAGUCGAUGGCGUUCGUGUUUGACUGCGCCGGUUGGUCGACGUCCUGCGUCCUGCUGUCGCACCUGGCCGUGACCUGGAUGACUCAGGGCGUCAUCGCGGGGGAGCGCCGCGCCCUGCUGUCUGUGCAGAUGGAUGACGUGUUCCUUGGGACGGAGGCCGACAACAAGACGUACCGCUGCAGCGUGGCGGACUGGAACGCGCAGGUCAAGUAUCAGGAGCAGACAGUCGCCGGCUGGCCCAACACGCCGCCGGGCACAGACAUCAAGCUGGAGAUGCCAUGGAACGGCAACGGCAUUUUGGAGAUGGCGGAGAACAAGGGGCUUACCACCUCCCUGGAGGUCUUCAGCGAAGGCUGCUUUGAUUUCCCAGAGUACUUCACCCUCGGCUGCAGCUGCUGGUCGGUCGGCGCUGCCAACUGCCCUGCAUCAGCGCCGCAGUUCUGCCGGCAGUGCAUCAAGGAUUGGGCCAAGCCGGCCGGCUACGGCGCAAAUCGCGUGCCUGCGAACCUGGACAAUGCCACCACAUAUGAUGCCGAGAAGCAGAUCGGACUCAACGUGCUCAUGGCGGCGGCGGCGCACCUCAACCUGGCCAGCAAGCCCACCUCCAGCAACAAGUGCAUGGUGACGCCCCAGAUCAGCGGCCUCAUGAACGGCGACGCGCUGCGCGCGCUGAGGGCGGCCGGCCUGGAGUGCGCGACGGGCGACAACACGUGGGAGCACCUGAAGAACCAGCAGCACCCAUACCAGAUGCUGUACUCCAACGCGGCAAGGAAUGGCUACGAUGGCUUCGCCUUCCUGCCGCGCUUUGCCACUGAGAUCUACUACAAUUGCACCAACGCCGCCCAGAUCGAGCGCUUGUACAACAACCUUUACCAGCCUUACUACGGGUCCUACUCGACCAUCGCUGACAUCAUCAAGCGCGAGGCGGUGCGGGUAGUGAGGGAGGGGCUGCUCGCCCUCAAGCACGACCCAUACAUGAUGCACCAGGCCAACCUGGCCGUCGACUCCACAGGGCAAAGCCUGGCUAUGCGCUGGAUCACCGGGGUCCUUAAUGAGUUCCACGCCCUAGUCAACUGGCCUGUGCAGUCCAAAAAGCUUGAUGAUCUCUACGCCAUCUUCAAGGAGCGAGAGGCACGCGACGCCUGCAAGCUCUCCUACAAAAUUGAGAUUGCACCCAACAAGCAGGUGCAAGCCGUGACUAUCACCAGCGGCGGCGGCGCGUGCGACGCCCCGCUCACGGUCCCCGCCACAACGACCGCCAGCGCGGGGGCCGCCCAGAGGAUCGGCAACGACGCGCCGGCCUACAAGAUCCCGCUUGCGGCUGGCGGAAGCGCAAGGGUCACCCUCUCGGGCGGCCCGACCUGGAGCCUCCCGUGA
This is a messenger RNA of Monoraphidium neglectum, 2685 nucleotides long. RefSeq lists its product as hypothetical. The transcript has 20 exons. Gene Ontology annotation, cellular component: fungal-type cell wall; fungal-type vacuole. The record is from RefSeq and is a predicted model, not a curated record. The coding region runs from base 1 to 2685 and encodes 894 amino acids. Gene Ontology annotation, molecular function: structural constituent of cell wall. NCBI's taxonomy places the organism in Eukaryota, Viridiplantae, Chlorophyta, Chlorophyceae, Sphaeropleales, Selenastraceae. Gene Ontology annotation, biological process: fungal-type cell wall organization.